CACCUUGUUUCUCGGGAACUUGUUAAAGGAUUACAACUCAAAAAGCAAGAGAAAGAAAACCUUGAACAGGAAGCUUAUCCUACAAUGAGAAUUACAAGUACAUCUUGUAUCUGCCCAGUCCUAGUUUGUCUCUGUUUUGUGCAGAGGUGUUAUGGAGCUGCUCACCAUGGCUCCAUCAAGGUGACUAGAAACCAAACCAAACACAUAGAAGGCGAAACAGAAGUACAUCAUCGUCCCAAGCGUGGAUGGGUGUGGAAUCAGUUCUUUGUUUUAGAAGAACAUAUGGGACCAGAUCCUCAGUAUGUAGGAAAGCUGCACUCCAAUUCUGACAAAGGUGAUGGAUCAGUCAAAUACAUUCUUACUGGAGAAGGGGCAGGGACUAUCUUUAUUAUUGAUGACACAACUGGAGACAUCCAUUCAACCAAAAGCCUAGAUCGAGAGCAGAAGACACACUAUGUGCUUCAUGCCCAAGCUAUUGAUAGACGGACAAACAAGCCACUCGAGCCUGAAUCUGAAUUUAUUAUCAAAGUGCAGGAUAUCAACGACAAUGCACCAAAAUUUACAGAUGGACCAUACAUUGUUACUGUACCAGAGAUGUCUGAAAUGGGUACAUCUGUUCUACAGGUGACAGCCACAGAUGCAGAUGACCCUACAUACGGAAACAGUGCCAGAGUAGUGUACAGUAUUCUUCAGGGACAGCCAUACUUUUCUGUUGACCCUAAAACAGGAGUGAUCAGGACUGCCUUGCACAACAUGGACAGGGAAGCCAGAGAGCAUUAUUCUGUUGUCAUUCAAGCCAAAGAUAUGGCUGGGCAGGUCGGAGGGCUGUCGGGUUCAACAACUGUAAAUAUCACACUCACUGAUGUCAACGACAAUCCGCCCAGGUUUCCUCAGAAACAUUAUCAACUGUAUGUUCCUGAAUCAGCUCAAGUUGGAUCAGCAGUUGGCAAAAUCAAAGCAAACGAUGCAGACACUGGUUCAAAUGCAGACAUGAAGUACACAAUUAUAAAUGGUGAUGGCUCUGGGGUGUUCUCUAUAUCUACUGACAAAGAAACAAGAGAAGGAAUUAUUUCCCUGAAGAAGCCACUCAACUAUGAAAAAAAGAAGUCAUAUACACUUAAUAUAGAAGGAGCAAAUACUCACCUUGAUUUCCGCUUUUCACACUUGGGGCCAUUCAAAGAUGUAACAAUGUUGAAGAUCAUUGUUGGUGAUGUGGACGAACCUCCGCUUUUCACUAUGCCUUCCUAUGUCAUGGAAGUUUAUGAAAAUGCGAAGAUUGGGACUGCUGUUGGCACAGUAACAGCACAGGAUCCUGACACUGCCAACAGUUUAGUGAGGUAUUUCAUUGAUCACAACACGGAAGAAGAUAGGUAUUUCACCAUUGAUGCUAAUACUGGGACCAUUAAGACUGCCAAGAUCUUUGACAGAGAGGAGACACCUUGGUACAACAUCACAGUAUCUGCUUCUGAGAUAGACAAUCCUGAGCUAGUCAGCCAUGUUCAAGUUGGUGUUAGGAUCCUGGACAUCAAUGACAACCCUCCGGAGCUUGCCAGAGAGUAUGAUGUAGUCGUCUGUGAGAAUGCAAAGCCUGGUCAGGUAACUCUCACAGUAAUUCAGACUAUCACUGCAACUGACAAAGAUAACUCUGCAAAUGGGGCAAGAUUCCAUUUUUCCCUUGAUGAAGGACUUUCUUUGAAUCCCAACUUUACUCUAAGGGACAAUGAAGAUAAUACAGCCAGUAUCCUGACAAGAAGAAGGAGAUACAGUCGAACCACUCAAGAUACCUAUUACCUCCCUGUUUUGAUUUCUGAUGGUGGAGUGCCCCCUCUCAGCAGCAGCAGUACUCUCACAAUUAGGGUUUGUGCCUGUGAGAAAGAUGGACGAGUGAGAACUUGCCAUGCUGAAGCUUUCCUCUCCUCGGCUGGCUUGAGCACAGGAGCUUUAAUUGCAAUCCUGCUCUGUGUUGUCAUUCUUCUUGCAAUUGUGGUCCUUUUCAUCACUCUAAGACGAAGCAAGAAGGAGCCACUGAUCAUUUCAGAAGAAGAUGUCCGGGAAAAUGUUGUGACAUAUGAUGAUGAAGGUGGUGGAGAAGAAGACACAGAAGCAUUUGACAUCACAGCGCUGAGGAAUCCAUCAGCUGCUGAGGAGCUAAAAUAUCGAAGGGAUGUUCGCCCUGAAGUGAAGCCUGUGCUCAGGCAUCAUGCCUCCUCAAGCCUUGACAGUAUAGAUGUUCAGGAGUUCAUUAAACAAAGACUGGCAGAGGCUGAUCUGGACCCCAGUGUGCCCCCAUAUGACUCCCUACAGACAUAUGCCUAUGAGGGUCAUAGAUCAGAAGCUGGAUCUAUCAGCUCUCUGGAUUCAGCCACAACACAUUCUGACCAGGAUUAUAAUUACCUUGGAGACUGGGGGCCUGAGUUCAAGAAGCUAGCUGAACUCUAUGGGGAAAUAGAAUCAGAAAGAACAACUUAG
Messenger RNA from Melopsittacus undulatus (budgerigar), 2469 nucleotides. RefSeq names its product cadherin 18 (gene CDH18). The record is from RefSeq and is a predicted model, not a curated record. The coding region runs from base 85 to 2469 and encodes 794 amino acids. Gene Ontology annotation, molecular function: calcium ion binding; cadherin binding. Gene Ontology annotation, cellular component: adherens junction; catenin complex; plasma membrane. Gene Ontology annotation, biological process: adherens junction organization; homophilic cell-cell adhesion; multicellular organism development. The transcript is spliced from 11 exons. Lineage: Eukaryota; Metazoa; Chordata; Aves; Psittaciformes; Psittaculidae.